AUGCAAGGCCUAACAAUUUAUUUGAGUGGACAAGGAAUUGCAGACGAUACCAAUCAAGUUAAAAACCUAGUUGCCUAUCUCAAAGGUAAAUUGGCAACACUAAAGAGAUAUCAAGAUAAUUUUGAUUUAGUUGUUUCAGAGCAGAAUGAUGAUUGGCAAAAUAAGAAGGAAGAAAACAACAUUGACGAAUUUACUGAACUCUAUGAAACUUUGAAAAGCUCUAACUCAAACUAUGAAUCCAAUCUCAAGAAGGAGGUAAAUACACUUCUCCACUCAAUGUAUCCCUCUGCUUUCACUCCUAACUCAACCACAACUCAAAUAACCUGUCUCAAAACUGGAAUAACACGAAAAUUCUAA
Molecule: messenger RNA, 357 nt
Organism: Naegleria gruberi
Lineage: Eukaryota; Heterolobosea; Eutetramitea; Acrasida; Naegleriidae
Exons: 1
Coding region: 1-357 (118 amino acids)
Source: RefSeq, a predicted model, not a curated record